This is a messenger RNA of Penicillium nucicola, 1011 nucleotides long. Its product is annotated as NAD(P)H-quinone oxidoreductase. NCBI's taxonomy places the organism in Eukaryota, Fungi, Ascomycota, Eurotiomycetes, Eurotiales, Aspergillaceae. Bases 1 to 1011 code for a protein of 336 amino acids. Gene Ontology annotation, molecular function: oxidoreductase activity. The record is from RefSeq and is a predicted model, not a curated record. The transcript is spliced from 4 exons.
AUGACUGAGACUAUGCGAGCUAUUGGCAUCAAGGGUGGCAAAGGCCCCGCAACAUCCCUCUUUGUGGACCAGAUCGCCAAGCCCACACCAUCAGACGGCCAAGCCAUCGUCAAGAUCCAUGCAUUCGGUUUGAACCGCAUGGACCUUUUGCAGCGGGAGGGUCUGUACCCGCUUCCGCCGCAGGCACCCGUGACCAUGGGAGUGGAGUUCUCCGGCGUGAUUGAGAGCUUCGGCCCAGACGGACAUGAGGAUUUCAAGGUUGGGGAUGCAGUUUUCGGUCUUGCAUACGGAGGUGCAUAUGCAGAGUACAUUGCUGUUUCGACCAAGAUGCUGGUGCACAAGCCGUCGGAGUUGUCAUGGGAGCAAGCAGCCGGUGUUCCAGAAACCUGGAUCACAGCCUUGCAAGCCCUCUUCCUUGUCGGGGAAUUCAAAGCCGGCCAAUCCGUCCUGUGGCACGCAGGCGCAUCAUCAGUCUCCAUCUCUGGUAUCCAACUUGCCAAGGCCGAAGGUGCCAAAGCAAUCUAUGCGACAGCAGGCUCGCAGGAGAAGAUUGAUUUCCUGGAAAAGGAGCUCGGCGUCACCAAGGCGUUCAACUACAAGACCCAGGACUGGGCUGCCGAGAUCCAAAAGGUCACUGGGGGUGCGGGUGUAGACCUGACCAUUGACUUCAUCGGUGCACCUUAUUUCCAGGGAGAUUUAGAUGUGGCUGCGCGCGAUGGCCACGUUGUGUUAUUGGGCUUGAUGGGGGGUGGCAAGUUGCCAGAAGGUGUGAACAUUGCCCCAUUACUGUUCAAGCGCGUGCGGGUUGAGGGAAGUACUCUGCGCAGCCGGGAUGAGGAAUAUCAGCGGAGACUACGGGAUACCCUUGUCGAGCAUGCACUGCCCAAGUUCUGCGAUGGGACCUUCAAGAUUUUUGUCGAGAAGGUGUUCCCCUUUGAGCAGAUUGAGGAGGCGCACAAGUUGCUCGAGAGUAACACUACCAAGGGCAAGAUUAUUUGUCGCUUUGAGUAG